This is a messenger RNA of Puma concolor (puma), 1206 nucleotides long. Lineage: Eukaryota; Metazoa; Chordata; Mammalia; Carnivora; Felidae. The record is from RefSeq and is a predicted model, not a curated record.
AUGCUUCCGAAGCGGCGGCGAGCGUGGGUCGGGUCCACUGGCGGUCCUGCCCCCUCCACGGCGCGCUUCCCCGGCAUUGCCAUCUACCUGGCCGAGCCGCGCAUGGGUCGCAGCCGCCGGGCCUUCCUCACGCGCCUGGCCCUCUCCAAGGGCUUCCGGGUCCUGGAUGCCUACAGCUCUGAGGUGACACAUGUGGUGAUGGAACAGACCUCAGCAGAGGAGGCCAGCACCUGGAAGGAGCACAGGGCAGUGGCAGGCUCUCCACAGGGCCGCACCAGCCCAGUGCUGCUGGACAUAAGCUGGUUCACGGAAAGCAUGGCAGCUGGGGAGCCCGUGCCUGUGGAGCCCCGGCACUGCCUGGAGGUGGCCGUGCCCGGGAAAGGGCUGCCAGGCUCAGUAUGGAUGCCACAGUAUGCCUGCCAGCGCCCCACACCCCUCACACACCACAACAGCAGCCUCACGGAGCCUCUGGAGAUGCUGGCGGAGGCGGCUGGCUUUGAGGGCAGUGAAGGCCGCUUCCUCUCCUUCUACAGAGCGGCCUCGGUGCUCAAGGCCCUUCCGAGCCGGGUCACAGCCAUGAGCCAGCUGCAGGGGCUGCCCCACUUUGGAGAACAUUCCUGCAGGGUCAUCCAGGAAGUGCUGGCACAGGGAGUAUGUGAGGAGGUGGAGAGAAUCCGAUGCUCAGAGAGGUACCAGACCAUGAAGCUUUUCACCGGGAUCUUCGGGGUUGGGGUAAAGACUGCUGACCGGUGGUACCGAGAAGGGCUGCGGACCCUUGACAGCCUCCAAGAGCAGCCCCAGAGGCUGACCCAGCAGCAGAAAGCAGGACUCCGGCACUACCAGGACCUGAGUGUGCCACUCCAGCGACCCCAAGUGGAGGCCCUGCAGCGGGUGGUGGAGGCAGCCGUGGGGCACAUCCUUCCCGGGGCCACCGUCACGCUGGCCGGGGGCUUUCGGAGGGGCAAGUUGCAGGGCCACGACGUGGAUUUCCUCCUCACCCACCCCCAGGAGGGCCGGGAGGCAGGGCUGCUGUCCAGAGUGAUGCACAGCCUGCAGAGUCAGGGCCUUGUCCUGUACCCUGCCACCACCGACCACUGAUGCGAAUGCAGCCUGCACGCCCGGCAGAACCAUGCCAUGGACGGCUUUGAGAGAACCUUCUGUAUCUUCUGCCUGCCCAGCCUUCUCCCAGGGCUGCUGACAGAGUAG